This is a messenger RNA of Lutra lutra (Eurasian river otter), 8341 nucleotides long. RefSeq names its product sorbin and SH3 domain containing 2 (gene SORBS2). Gene Ontology annotation, molecular function: protein binding. The record is from RefSeq and is a predicted model, not a curated record. The transcript has 28 exons. NCBI's taxonomy places the organism in Eukaryota, Metazoa, Chordata, Mammalia, Carnivora, Mustelidae. Gene Ontology annotation, cellular component: neuronal cell body; plasma membrane; synapse. Bases 864 to 6206 code for a protein of 1780 amino acids. Gene Ontology annotation, biological process: Notch signaling pathway.
AAGCCGUGCGGGGGAGCCGCACAUGAUCAGCCAUGCCUGCUGUCUAAGUCUGUCUGUUGGUUGUUGCUAUGGCUACGGAAAGCCCAUGGAACCCAAUGAGCUGUUUGCAGCAGUGCUCCGAGCACCAGCCAUCUUACUUAUGGGAAACAGUGUGGCAUAUUCUGCUGAGCUUCCCCCUGGAAGAAGCAUUUAUUGAAGAAUCCAUUCAGAGACGAGAGAGGCCAGGGGCAUGCUGGCAUGCGGUUAUUAGAGCCCCGCACGCCUGCGAGCUGCUGUUUGGACGAGCCGUUGACGGCUGCUCUGAUUAGCUGAUUCGAGAACUUGGAAUGCAGAGUGAUAAUGCUGCCUGUCGGCUCUCAGACAGCAGAAAAGGGUUUUGUCUUGGGAAGGCAAGCCUUCCCUGCAAUAUCAUCGCCGCCGUUGCCUGGCUGCUUGCCCUGAAAAGGAGUGACCCAAAAGGAGGGUGUCAGCGUCUGCAAACAGCGGUCCUGUGCCUGGCUGCUGCCUAUGAGCAGCGGGGCUGAAGAAUCAGGUGUGUGCUCGGAUGGGCACGGGCCUGGGAGGCAGGCGGCCGCUCUCGGGUGUACCUGCUUGUGUUAACAGAUUGUUGGCUCCCAGAGCUCUGCCUACCCGCUGAGGCCGAGGCUGAGAAGGUCCCUGUGUAGCCACUGGACGGACAGAGACACUUGGAUUGGACUUAAUCUUAAACCUCUGGAGUUCAAGACCUUUUAAAAAGGGCUAAAUAAACAAUCUCUACAUGUAAAAGGCCACUGACUCCUACUUCCUCUGUUGAGAGCAACUGUUGAACCCCAGCUGCCUGCAGGAAAACUGAAGACUUUAAUAGCAAACCCUCCAAGGUCAAAAUGAAUACAGAUAGCGGUGGGUGUGCUCGCAAACGUGCUGCCAUGUCUGUUACAAUAACAUCUGUGAAGAGAGUUCAGAGUUCUCCAAACCUAUUGACUGCAGGGCGUGAUUCUCAGUCACCAGACUCAGCUUGGAGAUCUUACAAUGAUCGAAAUCAAGAGACACUGAACGGAGAUGCUACAUAUUCCUCUCUUGCAGCAAAAGGUUUUAGAAGCGUUCGACCAAACUUACAAGAAAAAAAGUCACCAACUCAGGCACCCUUUCCACCACCCAGAAAAGAGAGCUCUUGUAGCUCUUUGAUAACCAAUCACCAAAAGUGUGACAUUUUAGACCAAUUAUUAACUAACACACAAACUCCCUCCUGUACAAAGUACUCUACUAACAAAAAACCUCUUGAGGGAACUAUGUAUUCUCAUGACAACUCCAACCAGACAAUUGUAUAUUCAGAAGAAUCUAACACAACUGUGUCGUAUACACAAAAAAUCACUAACCCGCUACCAACAACUGCCAGCACUGGUCCCCUACCAAAUGCUGAUAUCAGCACUCCAUUUCUACAAGAAGACUACACACAAGAUUCUCAGACUCGAAGAAUUUCUACAUUGAAACUAAUCCAUAACCAGGAUCUAGGAAGCAGUGUCCACUUUAAUACUCCACAGUUCUCCCAGUCUGUGGAAGUCCCUUCAUUUCUCAAAAGGCCUUGCUCACCACCCCCUAACCCAGUGCCUGAGAUACACACAGCAUCUCUUUCCAUUCAGAUAAAUCCCGUUUCAGGACAUGAUCCUGAAAGCCACAAACAGCUACCUGAGCUUUCUCCAGAGACUACAAAGAUACCUCUUCAGCAAGAGAGACAAAAAUCUGCAGUUGCUGCGGCCUCCCAGUCCUCAGACUGCCGGGUGCCUGGAAACCAGAACUUAGCUGCCAAUGUGCUGGAGAGCCAGAUAACAGUGAAUGGAAACUCUGGAGGUGCUGUGAGUCCAAUGAGUUACUAUCAAAGGCCGUUUUCCCCUUCAGCUUACUCUCUCCCAGGCUCGCUCAAUUCAAGCAUUAUCAUGCAGCAUGGCCGCUCACUGGACUCCGCAGAGUCGUAUCCCCAGCACGCGCAGUCCCUGGACGGCACGAUGGGCAGCUCCAUCCCACUGUACAGGUCCUCGGAGGAGGAGAAGAGGGUGACGGUCAUCAAAGCCCCGCACUACCCGGGGAUCGGGCCCGUGGAUGAAUCCGGAAUCCCCACAGCAAUUAGAACGACAGUUGACAGACCAAAGGACUGGUACAAGACAAUGUUUAAGCAAAUUCACAAGGUGCACAAACCAGAUGAUGACACAGACAUGUAUAAUACUCCUUAUACAUAUAAUGCAGGCCUGUACAACUCACCCUACAGCGCUCAGUCACAUCCUGCGGCAAAGACCCAGACCUACAGACCCCUCUCCAAAAGUCACUCGGACAAUGGCACUGAUGUCUUUAAGGAUGCCUCCUCCCCUGUCCCUCCCCCACAUGUUCCUCCUCCGGUCCCACCACUUCGGCCAAGAGAUCGAUCUUCAACAGAAAAGCAUGACUGGGAUCCUCCAGAUAGAAAAGUGGACACAAGAAAAUUUCGUUCUGAGCCAAGGAGUAUUUUUGAAUAUGAACCCGGGAAGUCAUCCAUUCUCCAGCAUGAAAGACCAGCCUCCCUGUAUCAAUCCUCUAUAGACAGAAGCCUGGAAAGACCUACUAGUUCUGCGAGCAUGGCCAGUGACUUUAGGAAAAGGAGGAAGAGCGAGCCUGCAGUGGGGCAGCCCAGGGGCUUGGAUCCAAGUGCGAGCAGGACCAGCCCAGGGCGAGCGGACCUCCCGGGACCAGGCGGCCCCGUGACAAAGUCUUUCAUCAGUUCUUCUCCUCCUUCCCCCUCAAGAGCAAAAGGUGGGGAUGAUAUAUGUCCGUCCCUUUACAGUUACUCAGGGCUCAACGGCAACCCCUCCAAUGAGUUAGAUUACUGUAAUGCUUACAGACAGCAUUUGGAUGUCCCUCGUGACUCACAGAGGGCCAUUACUUUCAAGAACGGUUGGCAGAUGGCCCGACAGAAUGCAGAGGUCUGGAGCAGCACUGAGGAAACGGUAUCCCCCAAAAUCAAAUCCCGCAGCUGUGACGAUCUCCUAAACGACGACUGCGAUAGCUUCCCCGACCCCAAGACCAAGUCAGAGAGUAUGGGUUCUCUGUUAUGUGAAGAGGACUCCAAGGACAGCUGCUCUAUAGCGUGGGCCUCCCCCUACAUCCAGGAGGGUCGGAGUAACGGCAGGUCAAGGCUCCGGCACAGGUCAGCCCACAACGCCCCGGGGUUCCUCAAAAUGUACAGGAAAAUGCAUCGCAUUAACCGCAAGGAUUUGAUGGCGUCCGAGGUGAUCUGCUCCGUCAAGUCGAGGAUAAUGCAGUACGAGAAGGAGCAGCAGCACAAGGGCUUGCUGCACGGAUGGAGCCAGUCCUCCACUGAGGAGGUGCCCAGGGACAUGGUCCCCACCCGCAUUUCUGAAUUCGAAAAGCUGAUUCAAAAGUCCAAGUCCAUGCCCAAUUUAGGAGACGAAAUGUUAUCUCCCAUCAGCCUAGAAGCUCAACAAAAUGGUUUAUGUCCCAAGAGGCGAUUUUCCAUUGAGUCUUUGCUGGAGGAAGAAGGUCAGGGCAGACACGCUUCGCAUAUGCAGCGGAGCUACGAGCCCCAAGCCCUGGUACCGAUUCAUAUUGAGGUCACCAGUGACGAGCAGCCCAGAGCGCACGUGGAGUUCUCCGAUAGCGACCAGGACGGUGUCGUGUCUGACCACAGUGAUUACAUUCACGUUGAAGGAUCGUCCUUCUGCAGCGAGAGCGAUUUCGAUCACUUUUCUUUCACAUCCUCUGAAAGCUUCUACGGGUCCAGCCACCAUCACCACCAUCACCACCAUCACCAUCACCGACACCUGAUCAGCUCCUGCAAAGGCAGAUGCCCGGCCUCCUAUACCCGGUUCACCACGAUGCUGAAACACGAAAGAGCCAAACACGAGAACACCGAAGAGCCCAGAAGACAAGAAAUGGACCCUGGGCUCUCUAAGCUUGCAUUUCUGGUCAGUCCCGUGCCUUUCCGGAGGAAAAAAAAUUCGACGCCCAAAAAACAGACUGAAAAGGCAAAAUGUAAAGCUUCUGUAUUUGAGGCUCUGGACUCUGCCCUUAAAGACAUUUGUGACCAGAUUAAAGCCGAAAAGAGGAGGGGAAGUCUGCCAGACAACAGCAUCCUGCACCGUCUCAUCAGUGAGCUUCUGCCGGAUAUCCCCGAAAGGAACUCGUCACUUAGAGCUCUGAGAAGGAGCCCCAUGCACCAGCCUUUCCACCCACUGCCUCAAGACGGUGCUAUGCAUCGUCCGUUGUACCAGAACGAUUGUGGGAGAAUGCCUCACAGUGCCUCUUUCCAAGACGCGGACACCACCACCGCCAACUACCGUCACCAAGACCAUGACAGUGCACGGAGUCUCCAAGACCACGAGUCCCCUAGAAGUUAUGCAUCCACCAUGACUGACCUGGGGAGAAGCGCACCUCGGGAAAGAAGAGGAACUCCGGAAAAAGAGAAAUUGCCUGCAAAAGCUGUUUAUGAUUUUAAAGCUCAGACAUCUAAGGAGCUGUCAUUUAAGAAAGGAGAUACUGUCUACAUCCUCAGGAAAAUAGAUCAAAAUUGGUAUGAGGGAGAGCACCACGGCAGAGUGGGCAUUUUCCCAAUCUCCUACGUCGAGAAACUCAUACCUCCCGAAAAAGCACAGCCUGCAAGACCCCCUCCGCCAGCGCAGCCUGGAGAAAUCGGAGAAGCUUUGGCCAAAUAUAAUUUCAGCGCUGACACAAAUGUGGAGCUAUCGCUGAGAAAGGGAGAUAGAGUUAUUCUUCUUAAAAGAGUUGAUCAAAACUGGUAUGAAGGUAGAAUUCCAGGAACCAGCAGACAAGGCAUCUUCCCUGUUUCCUAUGUAGAAGUUAUCAAGAAGAAUCCAACCGCAGGUGCUGACGAUUACCCUGACCCUCCAAUGCCCCACAGCUACUCUAGUGAUAGAAUCCACAGCUUAAGUUCCAAUAAGUUGGCUUCCAGGGAACCGGCCCCUGCUCCCAUGCACAAAGCUUCACCUGGCUCAGAUAAAACAGCCCCUGGGUGGCUGUCCCUGACAGCCACGUGUCCACCGGCAAAUCCUUUGACCCCAACGCCACCUCCUUUUCUGGACAGCUUCUUGGAUGAAUUAGAGAAGCUUGGUGUUUUCACCUUAUCAGCUGACCAAGCCAAACCAAGUAUCCUAGAGGAGAUCCUUGAAAUUAAGGAGGAGCCCUCAGUACUCCUCCCGCUGCCUCCAGCUUCUGGACCUGCCAAGCCAGCUUCCUCUCUGCUACCUGUCCCCGGCUCAGGGGUGACCUUGGCUGCACUCCAGCCUUAUGAGGCCAAACCAUUGCAGGAUUCCAGAAAGACAACUCAGAACAAGUUUGCCAAUCUGACAAAAAUGGGAAAGGGCUUUGGAGACCCUGAGAAAGUACGUAAAGUUCUAGGUGAUAAGUUUGUGGCCUCUGCACACACGAAUUUGGGUCCCUUGCCCCAAUGUCUCCCUGUCAUUGGAGAGGAAGAUGAGGAUAUCUGUGAGGGGUUUAUGUCAGGCAUCCAAGGAGGGCCAGAAUCUCAGGAACCAGGGGCCCUGUGGUGUGCCCAUGAUGGCCCAGAGGCCACACCAAGCCUGCACAUUGAAGAGGAGGAAGAGGAGAGGAAACCCGCCUGCUUAAAAUAUCCUGUAGCCACCCCCACAGAUCCUAGGACCCCUAAGGAAGACAGCAAUGCAGCGAAGACCAGUAAUGAGCUGCCUUCACUUUCUCCGGGAGAUGGAAAGUCUACACCCUUUCCCACCUGUCUCCUUCCCUCCCUUCCUGUUCAUUCUCCCUCCACCUCUGUCUCUGACUUGAACUCCACAUUUUCUCAGACUCCCCAGCCCUACUCCCCUCCCCUCCUCCCCAAAUACCCUUACCAACAGGAGAUAAAUUCACCAAAACUAAAGGCUGACUUAAAAAGUGAGAUAUUUGUCUUGGGUAAGCCUCCGCGUAGCCCAGUGAUGUCUAGGAGAUCCUGCGGCUCGCCUGUCAGAGGGCUCAGCAGUUCCCACAGGCCACAGCGUCCUGUGUUUACUCAUGAAAACAUUCAAGGUGGGGGGGAACCGUUUCAGGCUCUGUAUAACUAUACUCCUAGGAAUGAAGAUGAGCUGGAGCUCAGAGAAAGUGACGUCAUUGAUGUGAUGGAGAAGUGUGACGAUGGAUGGUUUGUGGGAACCUCAAGAAGAACCAAAUUCUUUGGUACUUUUCCCGGAAACUAUGUCAAGAGGCUGUGAUUCUCUGUCUCCCUACAUUUCAAGUCCCAUUUCAGCACCACAUCUGCAGACCCUUGCCUGAAAGAGCCCCCUCAGCGCCGCCCACCCCCACUGUCCUGCCUUCUGGUCUCCUCUAGAAGUCCCCCAGCCCUCCCCACCUCUACCUGCCGCCAAACCACCAGCAAAGGGACUGCCGCUGUCCAGCCCUGGGGAGGCUGGGGGCUUGCUUCUGCGUGAACGUGCGUAGUCCUGAUUUCUGCUCUAAAGUUGGAAAAGUCGCUAUGCGAGAUCAGAGAGAAGAUCGUUAGAGUUAGAAAGGGAGAAGUAUUUGAGGCAAAAAAAAAAAAAAAAGAAAGAAAGAAAUAUCUGAAGAAUCUCUCUAGUCCACUUUGAAAGGCAUUCUCCCCUCAGGCAACCAGAGAUUGUUUAUUCCUAAAUGCUGUGGUUUGUGUUUUCACAUUCUUAGCUUGGCAGUGUAUUUUCCUUUCACGAGUUUGCCUAGUGUCCUGGUUUACACGACAUGAGAAACUGUCCUUCGGCUAUUGUUUGCCUGCACUUAAAAUUGUAAAACGCACAGUGAUUACAAAACCUAAAGCAAGCGUAGGAAAGUUAAUUCGGAUGAGUGUGAUUUUAUUGACUGAAUGUGAGUUUUCAAAUAGGAGUCUUUUCCUGCAGGGUUUUUUUUUUCUGUACUUUUUAGAAGUGCAAACCGUAAGUGAAUAAGAGCCUUUGGUAAUAAUCAUGAGACUAUAAGAGGUUUAGCUAGACUACAAAAAAAAAAAAAAAAACAACAAAAAACAAAAACCUAUUGUGUUGUAAAGUUGCAUUGCUAUUUUAUAUUAAAAUGUAAUAAUCAGCAUCAUGAACAAUGAGCUCUUAGUGUUUUAUUUAUCUGGUAAAAUUUUAAUAAAAGCAGUGUUAGUGAGAGGUGCAAAGAAUUAUUCUAACGUAGACACUUGAAAGUAUCUGUAAGCAAUAUUCAUAGGUAAGUUUUCACUGUGUGCGCACAUACACAUUUGAGAUUGUACGAGAACAGACAAUCCGUAUGGUGUGUUGUGCAUUUUAUGGAAAUGUAAAGGAAUCCCACAUGUUAUUUUAUAGAAAUAGAGUACUUCAGAAGCAUCACAAGUAUUAUGGCUGGUUUUAGCAAGGAUUACGAUCAAUACAAUUAUUUUUACUACGAUAGUUAUUUUUCUUCUAUGGAACUCAGAAUCCUGGCAACAUUUGAGGACAGGAAUAUGUUGAGCCUGAUUUUCCUGGUGUGUGUGAAAUAGUUCCUCAGAAUCCAUGAGGCACUUUCGGAAGCAAUGAUAAAUCCUUCAGGUUAUGUUUUCUGCCCUGAAGUAGAAAUUUACAAAAUGGCUUUGGGACCUGAAAGAUUUAAUGUGGCUAACAGUGCCUGAACUACACAUACCUUGAGAACUAGCUUUGUAUUUCUUAUGACUUUGCAUAAGAACUAUUCAUAUCUGGAUCUUGAGCACCUUAUAGAUUAAACAUUUUAUGGCAUUUCUUCUGUGGACAGUGAUUGAUCUUUUCACAAUGUAUGUAGACUCCAGAAUUUUGUACAUACGUUUGCUCCUUUUUUUGUACAGACUAUUUAGUUGUCGAGAAAAAUGGAAAUUUACUAAUUUGGUCUUUAUCUUUCACUUUAAACUAAGCUAAAACACUUUCUGACAGAUUAUCCUUUACAUAUCCCACAGAUCACAAGCACGCCUUGAUUGUGCAAUUCUGUAAGAUAGAAUUUAUGCAAAAUUAUGAACUUAAAAGAUCUUAGCAACCAAACUGAAAUGUACUGAUUACAGAGGAGUUUCAUUCGUUAGAAGGUAAAGAAACAUCUUUGAGUAGCCUACCUUGAUAACUGUCAAGUUUGCAACCAGCUUUAUAUCUUAAAGGCUUUGGGUUUGAAAUUAAGUCAACUGCAUGCAGCUUUGCUGAUAAAUGAGUAAUUAUCCUUGAUGCCAUUUAUGAAAAAAGAUUUCAAUAUCUGUUGCCUGUCAUAUUUAAGAAAAAUUACUGUUUCUACUCUCUGUAUCUGAUUUUAAAAGAAAAAAAAAUGUUCAUACCUGGCUUUCAGGUAAUUGACUUUGAAUUCUUACAAGCGAAGGUCAUUGUGUUUUUCUUGAAUAGACACCUAAUAAAUUUUGCUUGGAAGUAUA